AUGAUAUCCUAUAUACGUUUCAACAGUAGGUGCAAAGGUGGCACUUGGACCCUCCCACAAAUAAAAUACCAAUGGAGCAUUAUUAAAAUGACAAAAAAGAAAAUUAAGUCUGUUGAAUGUAAGAAUCUUCUCCAAACUGGUGGUGGUCCACCUCCAACAACAAACUCCGAAAAUACAGAUGACAUCUGUUCAUGGCUCCCUAACGAAUUUGUCAUUGACACAAAUGAAUUUGAUUCUGAUGAAAUAAAUCCGGUAUUAUAUUUGAGAUCAAAGUGGAUGAUAAUUAAACUUGUCAACAUUGAAAACAAGACUUCAGAUAUUGACACAAUGAGUACAGUAAAGGAUGUCACAGUAGAAUUACUUCAGGACGUUCAAAAUACACAAGAGGUUGUAGCUACUGGCUCACCACCAAAUCCACUGUUUACACCUUCUAAGAAACCUGGAAGAAAAUAUAAAAGUUAG
Messenger RNA from Parnassius mnemosyne (clouded apollo), 462 nucleotides. The record is from the annotation of a GenBank genome assembly. NCBI's taxonomy places the organism in Eukaryota, Metazoa, Arthropoda, Insecta, Lepidoptera, Papilionidae.